AAGAGCAAGGAGAUGAAAGUGAAACAGAGCAGCUACUUGUGCAGUAAGAGCCGAAGGGGAUUAGUUAAAUUUCUGCGCCGUGGAAUUGGAUACAUAGAUACUUACAACUAAUCUUCAAUUCUGCACAAUCAAAUUAUAAUUUCAAGGCGCAAAUGUUCAGCAAAUCCCAGGUUCUUGCAUCUUGGUACUAUGAAUCUGAGGUUGUCUUUAGGCUUGAAUCCGUAUCUUUAUCCUCCUGCCCAUUUGUCUGCUGCUUGUUUUAGAGCCUACUGUUACUAUGCCCACCUAAAAUUUAAGAAAUCGAAUGUUUCUUGCUGUUCCAUUAUUCCGAAAACAUUUGAAGAUUUUAGUACAAGCAGCUGUUAUAAUGCCAUUGAGAAUUUUAAGUAUGACACCAAUACGAUGGAAAUGUCUUUUGAAUUAUAUAAUGACUUGAUAUGCACCUUUUGUAAAGAAGGGGAUGUUGAUGAUGCUAUGAAUGUUGUUUCGGAGAUGGAAGCUUUAGGCUUUCGUCCAAACUCCGUAACGUAUUCUUGCUUGGUAACUAGUCUUGCAAGUCAUGGCAGAACCUGCGAAGCUGAGGCAAUCUUUCAAGAAAUGUUACAAAUUGGGUUCAAGCCUAGACGUAAAUUGUGUAAUUUGUUACUUUCAAGUUUCUUGAGGAAAGGUCUUUUAGGACUGGCAUAUCAGCUUUUAUUGCAAAUGGAUUAUUUCAAUUUGAAGAAAAAUCGGGAAACAUACGAGAUCCUUCUUGAUUAUUAUGUUUCUGCGGGGCGGUUGGAAGAUACAUGGUCAGUCAUUGCUAUGAUGAAGCGCGAGGGUUUUCGCCUUGAUUCAUUUGUUUGUAGCAAGGUUAUUGGCCUUUAUAGGGACAAUGGGAUGUGGAACAAAGCUUUAGGUAUUGUGAGAGAGAUGAGAGAAAUUGGGUUAGUGCCUGAUAAGCGGAUUUAUAAUAGUAUUAUUGAUACAUUAGGGAAAUUUGGUGAGCUAGGAGAAGCUUUAGAAGUGUUUGAUAAAAUGCAACAAGAAGGAAUAAGUCCAGACAUCACGACAUGGAAUUCUUUGAUCCAGUGGCAUUGCAAGCAUGGCAAAGUUUCUAAUGCUCUCGAGUUGUUUACUAAAAUGCAGCAGCAAGGGCUAUAUCCUGAUGUAAAGAUCUUCGUCACAAUAAUAAGUUGUUUGGGGGAGCAGGGUAAAUGGGACGUUAUAAAGAAAAACUUUGAGAAACUGAAAGGUUGGGGACAUCAAAGAAGUGGAGCUGUAUAUGCAGUUCUAGUUGAUAUUUAUGGGCAGUAUGGUAGAUUUCAGGAUGCAGAAGAGUGUAUAAAUGCUUUAAGGUCCGAAGGUGUACAACUUUCGGCUAGCCUGUUUUGUGUGCUAGCAAAUGCCUAUGCACAACAGGGAUUAUGUAAGCAGACAGUUAAGGUUCUUAAGCUCAUGGAAGCAGAAGGAAUUGAACCGAACCUUAUCAUGCUAAACGUCUUGAUCAAUGCGUUUGCUAUUGCUCAAAGGCAUUUGGAGGCACUGUCAGUUUAUCAACAUAUCAAAGAAAGUGGUAUUAGUCCAGAUGUGGUUACCUUCACUACACUUAUGAAGGCAUUUAUAAGGUCAAAAAAGUUCGAUAAGGUACCUUUGAUAUAUAAAGAAAUGGAGUCAGCCGGAUGUACGCCAGAUAGGAAGGCUAGAGAAUUGCUGCAAACUGCAUUAAUGGUCAUUGAAAAACCGCAGAUCUAGGUUUUUGCUUCCCCGUGUGGCAAAUACGUGUGCAAUAUGAUGACGACUCGAUGUGAUAUGCCCCUCACAUUUUUGAUUCACUCAGGCUCUGGGUUGCUCCUACUUUGAACUAGGGUGAGAUUUAAAGUGUUACUGUUCAGGAAAACUAGCAUCUCGUUUGUAUUUUGUUAAAUCUGAAAAAUUAACUGAUAGAGUAAAUAUCUAUAUAUAUUUUUUAGAUGAUUAUUAUUCC
Molecule: messenger RNA, 1966 nt
Organism: Daucus carota subsp. sativus
Lineage: Eukaryota; Viridiplantae; Streptophyta; Magnoliopsida; Apiales; Apiaceae
Product: pentatricopeptide repeat-containing protein At5g42310, chloroplastic
Exons: 5
Coding region: 190-1734 (514 amino acids)
Molecular function (GO): protein binding
Source: RefSeq, a predicted model, not a curated record